UCACGCCACCUGCGUCCUCAACGCGUACGCCCAGUAAUACGGAAGUGCUGCCUGUUUUGUUUUGACGGAAUAUGAUGCUUGAGCUAUGCUUCGGAAAAAAGGGCCAAUAGGAAGAAUAUCUGAUUUUAAGACCUGAACCCAGACCAGGUGGAACUGCUAAGCUUCCAGUGAUCCAGCCACUUGGAGCCAUGGUGUGCUGCUACUCCUGCCCCAGGCUCUGCUCCCGUUCCUCGCUCUACACUCUGGCGCUGGGCUUGGGCUUUGUUACAUUGGGGACCAGUCGCAUUGUGCUGCUCAAAUUCUCUGCCAAUGCUGAAAACAAGUAUGACUUCCUCCCUGCAUCUGUUAACCUGUUUGCCGAGGCUCUUAAGCUGCUCUUCUGUCUGGUUAUGUCGGUCAGAGUGAUAGUCAAAGAGGGAAGAUCAUGCAGAGAUCUGGGCUGCGCCUCCAGCGCCUCCUUCCUGAUCUCUCUGAAGUGGGCUGUCCCUGCGUUCCUCUACUUUCUGGACAACCUCAUUAUCUUCUACGUGAUGACCUACCUGCAACCGGCCAUGGCAGUGUUGUUCUCCAACUUCGUCAUCCUGACCACAGCUGUUCUCUUUAGAGUUGUUUUAAAGAGGCGCCUGUCUUGGGUUCAGUGGGCAUCUUUAGUUAUCCUUUUCCUGGCCAUCGUCUCCUUGACAACAGGAUCAGGGGGCAGCCAGAACUCCAUAGCGGUGCCAGGCCUCCACUCAAAUCCCCUCUCCACCCCCUCCAACUCCUGCAUUCUCUACACCCAGCUCCUGGAGCAGAUGAAAAACAGCAGCGCCUCUGAAUCGUGGACGUCGUCGCUGCCCGGUCAGGCCUGGAGGGACAGGAUAGUGGGGAAGAUGCAGUCUCUAGGUGUGGGUCACAUCCUGCUCAUCCUGCAGUGUUUCAUCUCUGCCAUGGCCAACAUCUACAACGAGAAGAUUCUCAAAGAGGGCGACCAGCUUACGGAGAGCAUCUUCAUUCAGAACAGCAAACUGUAUGUCUUUGGCGUGGUGUUUAAUGGUCUGACUCUGGGGCUCAGCAGUGACGCUCGAGGACUCACCAUUCACUGUGGCCUUCUCCACGGACAUAACAUUUACUCUUUGGCAUUGGUGCUGGUCACUGCUGCCCUGGGUUUAUCUGUUGCCUUCAUCUUAAAGUUCAGGGACAACAUGUUCCACGUUCUGACGGGCCAGAUCACCACCGUACUAGUCACCGGAUUCUCGCUCUUCCUGUUUGACUUCCGCCCCUCGCUGGACUUCUUUCUGCAGGCCCCCAUAGUCCUGCUAGCCAUUUUUAUUUACAACGGCAGCCGACCAAAAGACCCAGAGUACAGCCUACAACGGGAGAAGCUGCGGGUCAUCAAUGGAGAGGUGUUCGAGAGGUCCAGAGGGGACGGCGAGGAGCUGGAGCUGCUCGCUAAGGCCAACACAGACAGCGAAUCUGACGAGGAAUCCUUGUGAUCCCCGAGUUUGGGGCAUGCAGUUGCUGCUAAAACUACACCGCACAGAAGUUCUAAGCUCUUCACACAGCAGGAUCUCUGUCAAGGCAUUUAUUUGAACGACUGCGAGUGGAUAAGCAGUAACUAAUGGUGUUCAACGUGAGGUUCUAACUUAUAUUCUGAAAUGUGCCUGUUUGUGCAUGACUGCUGUCAUUUAUGUUGCGACAGAACAGUGGGAUGUAAAAAAAAAAAAAA
This is a messenger RNA of Fundulus heteroclitus (mummichog), 1705 nucleotides long. It is a transcript of the gene slc35a5, whose product is annotated as solute carrier family 35 member A5. Gene Ontology annotation, molecular function: pyrimidine nucleotide-sugar transmembrane transporter activity. Gene Ontology annotation, biological process: pyrimidine nucleotide-sugar transmembrane transport. The transcript has 10 exons. The record is from RefSeq and is a predicted model, not a curated record. The coding region runs from base 189 to 1472 and encodes 427 amino acids. NCBI's taxonomy places the organism in Eukaryota, Metazoa, Chordata, Actinopteri, Cyprinodontiformes, Fundulidae. Gene Ontology annotation, cellular component: Golgi membrane.